Sphaerodactylus townsendi is the source of this 314-nucleotide messenger RNA. It is a transcript of the gene MSI2, whose product is annotated as musashi RNA binding protein 2. The transcript has 4 exons. Gene Ontology annotation, molecular function: RNA binding. The record is from RefSeq and is a predicted model, not a curated record. Lineage: Eukaryota; Metazoa; Chordata; Lepidosauria; Squamata; Sphaerodactylidae. Gene Ontology annotation, cellular component: cytoplasm. Bases 21 to 287 code for a protein of 88 amino acids.
UCCCUCCCCCAUCUCCUUUCAUGUUCUUUUUCUUUUCCCCACCUGCAGAUAACCUUAGAGAUUAUUUUAGCAAAUUUGGGGACAUUAGAGAAUGUAUGGUGAUGCGAGACCCCACUACAAAACGUUCCAGAGGCUUUGGUUUCGUUACAUUUGCAGAUCCAGCAAGCGUAGAUAAAGUAUUAGCUCAACCCCAUCAUGAAUUAGAUUCCAAGACGAUUGAUCCUAAAGUUGCAUUUCCCCGACGAGCUCAACCUAAGAUGUUGCUGUGCCAGUUGACAGCAGGGUAGAGGACAAAGAGCUGGAAAAGAUCACAA